CGAAUUCCCGCCCCUUCCUUUUAAAAACGAUAUGAGAGGGUUAGAGAAUUGCCGUGUAGCGCGUGCGCAGUGCCACCUUCUAUCUCACGCCUCGGGUUUACAGCCUCCCGUUCGUCGUUCUCGCGUGGCCUCCAAGAUGGCGGCGUUCUGUGAGGAGUUCACGUUGUGUACCUUGGCUGGGGCCGGGGGCGCCCCUCAGGGACCGCUGGGGCUGGAGCAGGAUGCAGACCGCGUGCUGCUCACUGACCGAGGCCGGACGGUGACACUGUAUAAGGUUUCUGAUCAAAAACCACUGGGUUGCUGGUCAGUCAAACAAGGUCAAACAAUCACAUGUCCUGCUGUGUGCAAUUCUGAAACAGGAGAGUUCAUUCUUGUCCAUGAUGAUAAGGUUUUACAGAUCUGGAAGGAAGAUGACACUAACUUGGAUAAAGUUUUUAAAGCAACAUUGUCAGCAGAUGUGUAUCGGAUACAUUCACUCCCAUAUACUGAACCCCUGGUCCUGUUCAAGGGUGGUGCUGUUAAGAAUUUGGAUGCUUUACUCGCAGCACCUCAGCAAGAAAUUGAAAACAUUGCUUCAGAUGAAGUUAUUAGAUGGAGUGAUGCUUUCAGGAAAGGUGAACAAUAUGCUCUUAUCUUUAUUACUGAGCAGGAUGGGAAUUGCUUCAUAUAUGUUCAGCAAAGUAAUCCAUAUAUCCUUCAGAAGUUUAAACUUGAACAAGGGGGCGAGUCAUCUACUCCACUGAGCUUUGCAGCAUAUUUGAAAGACAAAGUUGUCACUCUCCUUUGUUUGUAUUCUAGCGGAUGCUUGUAUAAGGUUCUCGUGCCACUGCAAUGGAGUGACUCCGAGGAAGAGCAAAUUUUACAAAAGUCUCUUCUGAUCAGACUUCUAGUAUCUGGGAGUAUUUUAAAAAGAACUUCAAUUGCCAUUCUUGAUAAAGAUCAUAUUGCCAUAACAGGAUGCUUGGAUUCCCCAGAUGGCAAUAUUAAAGGCCAUUUUUCCAUAUGGAAUAUAAAAUUUCAAACAUUACAAGCUUCAAAAGAAUUGCCAUGGGGGACCACUGGACAAUGUUGGUGUUAUGGAGACAAACUCUUCGUAACACAUGGUAAAGAAUUAACAGUAAUCCUAUAUAAAUGUCAAACAUCCUCCUUAGCUGCUGCUGUUGGGAAAAUCAAGGAUAUACAAAUAUCAGAAAUAAAGACUGUGCCUGUGAAUUGGAAUAUACUUCAGGAAGAUGACCUAAUAUGCAUGCAGCCAGAUCAGCCUGUUCCUGCAAAGGGUGAAUCUAACAGGCUGUUGAGGUCAAGAAAGAACAUAGGUGCAAAAACUCAACUGGAGAUCCUGACAGUGAAACAGCUUCUUUCAAUUAUCAAGGAUUCCUCUCAAAAUAUAAUCGAAGAAAAGCUGAAGACAUUUUUGUCCAGUACUCAGAUACCAGACUUUCAAGCAUCAGUUGGAUGUAUAUUAUCUGCUCUUGUGAACAAGUGUAAAUCAGAGUCAUCAUUUUACCCUCACAAUUGCCUGGUGCAACUGAUCCAGACACAAGGCCUCUCUUACAGUAUGUGCCCAGAUUUAAUGGCAGUUGCCUUGGAGAAAACAGAUAUACACUUGCUACAGCUAGCUCUACAGCAGUUUCCUGACAUCCCUGAAGUAGUUACAUGUGCUUGCCUGAGGGCUUUCCUGAGCAUUGGUGAUGACCGCCUUGAAGAAAUGAACCUGCAUUUAGAUUCUGUAGCAGGUUGUGUUGAUAUUGUACACAACAAUAAAACUGAACAACAAUCUAAAGUUAUACAGAAUGGCUUCAGUUCUGAACCUCUGGAAGAAGAGAGCUGUGACACACAGUUAACUCAGAAAUCUCAAGUGAUGGACGCAAAUGAUAUAUGUCCUGUUGGACCACAAAAGGCAACGUUGCUAAACACCAUUCUUCGUUCAGCAUACAGUGAGACAUUUCUUUUGCCUCAUUUGAAAGAUCUCUCAGCUGAACAAGUCAUUUUAUUUCUUCGGUAUUUGCAGUAUCUCUAUGUGAAGUGCAGUGAAGACGCUACUAUGGACCUUCCUGGAAUGUUUUGUUUGACCAUAAACCAGAUCAUCGACUGGAUAUGCCUCCUCCUAGAUGCUCACUUUACAGUUAUUGUGAUGCUGCCAGAAGCAAGAAAGUUGCUUUCUAAACUACACAAGUUUGUUAGAGCCCAAGUGCGUUUUUACUCUGAACUUAACAAGAUUGAAGGAAGCCUGAACCAGUUGCAGAUGCUACAACAACCAAAAGAUGUGGGCUUGUAUUCCAUCGAGAUUCUAAAACUUUGAAUAUGGCACGUUUCUCAUAAAACAAUUGUUAUGAAUCUGUUAUGA
Molecule: messenger RNA, 2347 nt
Organism: Rhineura floridana
Lineage: Eukaryota; Metazoa; Chordata; Lepidosauria; Squamata; Rhineuridae
Gene: NOL11
Product: nucleolar protein 11
Exons: 18
Coding region: 32-2302 (756 amino acids)
Biological process (GO): maturation of SSU-rRNA
Cellular component (GO): nucleus; nucleolus
Molecular function (GO): protein binding; RNA binding
Source: RefSeq, a predicted model, not a curated record